AUGGCAUCAGUUUAUUUCUUCGAUGAGACUGAAUUGAAAGGGAGCAGACACUGUUGUGAGCAUGAUGAUCACUUCUUCAAGUACCAUGGCUUGGAGAUAAAAAGCCGAAAUUGGCACUUUGGUCUUAGCAGCAAACAGGCCUGGCUUUGUGCGGUGCAGGUUUGCUGCAUCGGUGAUGGUUUAGUUUACCUGAUGAAAACAGAGCAGUUGUGUACCCUGAACUCCUUUCCGAAUUCUUCAUCAAGGGGAUGGAUCUUGAAUGGCAGUGGUAUUAACAUGACAAGAUCAGAGAAUACAGCAGAUUAGACAUUGAAAAAGACAGUGUGCCCUAGACAGUCUCAACCAAAGCAUUGAACAAACUGUACAACCUGUUAAUUAACU
Molecule: messenger RNA, 381 nt
Organism: Mya arenaria
Lineage: Eukaryota; Metazoa; Mollusca; Bivalvia; Myida; Myidae
Exons: 3
Coding region: 1-306 (101 amino acids)
Source: RefSeq, a predicted model, not a curated record